UUUAUAGGCUUGUCUCAUUUCUUCAUGGAGGAUUCUUCAGAUGAAUACAUUGAAGAUGCUGUUGUUGCAGAUGUAAUACAACAACAACUGCAGGAGAUUCCUAAGCGUCAAAUAAUUCCAGUAAAUAAUGUGAAAGGUCUUAAGCAGAAGUUGGUUGAUAUACAAUUAAAUUUUGAUUGGUCUGAAAAGUUAGAUAUCUCUAUAAACAAUGUUAGCAAUGAUGAAGACAAGUCUAAAGAAACCUCUGGUUCAUCAGCAGACGAUGAUUUCCAACGAGAAAUGUCUUUUUAUAAUCAAGCUUUAGCUGCUGUUUCAAAGGCUUUCAAGCGUUUGAAGAAACUUGGAGUUCCUACAAAACGACCUGAUGACUAUUUUGCUGAAAUGGCUAAAUCUGAUGCUCAUAUGUUAAAAGUACGAGAGAAGCUAUUGAGCAAAAAGACAGCUGUGGAACGUACUGAGAAGGUCAGAGCUAUGAGAGAACAGAAGAAACUUGGCAAAAAAAUGCAAACCGAAAUAGUUCAACAAAGGAAACAAGAAAAAAAGAAGAUGAUUAGUGCUCUGAAAAAAACUAAAAAAGGAAAAAUGAGUGCUGAUAACCUCUUAAAUGAAAACAAAAAUAAUGCAGUUAAGCGAAUCAAUAAAAGCAAAAAGCAACGUGAAUACCGGGAUUCUAAAUAUGGAUAUGGGGGUAAAAAGAAAGGUUCAAAAUACAAUACUUCAGAAAGUACUGAUAUGAAUUUUAAAAGUCAGGGAAAAAAGAAUGCUCCUUUUAAGAAGAAUGCAAAAUUUGGUAAGCAACGAAUGACAAAGCAUCGAAGACGUAGAUGAAUAAAAUUUGUAAAAUUUUGCUGUUUUUUUAAUACUUGUAAAUAAAAGACAUCAUUUCAUA
This is a messenger RNA of Parasteatoda tepidariorum (common house spider), 889 nucleotides long. Its product is annotated as putative rRNA-processing protein EBP2 homolog. Gene Ontology annotation, cellular component: nucleolus; preribosome, large subunit precursor; nuclear periphery. NCBI's taxonomy places the organism in Eukaryota, Metazoa, Arthropoda, Arachnida, Araneae, Theridiidae. The record is from RefSeq and is a predicted model, not a curated record. Gene Ontology annotation, biological process: ribosomal large subunit biogenesis; rRNA processing.